Messenger RNA from Scleropages formosus (Asian bonytongue), 955 nucleotides. Its product is annotated as serum amyloid P-component-like. The transcript is spliced from 2 exons. The coding region runs from base 54 to 737 and encodes 227 amino acids. The record is from RefSeq and is a predicted model, not a curated record. Lineage: Eukaryota; Metazoa; Chordata; Actinopteri; Osteoglossiformes; Osteoglossidae.
UUCAGUCACUGCAGUUACUUCUCUUAAUGUAAAGGUUUCCACGACACUGAACCAUGCUGAAAAACAUCCUUAUACCGCUGAGUCUUGGCUUCUAUUUAUCUGCACAAGCGCUCGAAGAUCUCCAUGGAAAGGUUUUCACCUUCCCGACACUUACAGACCAUGUGAAGGUCACUCCUAUGAGCAGCUCUGGCCUGACAAGCGGGACGGUCUGCUUGAGGUACUACACAGAUGCUGACCGAGAACACUCCUUCUUUUCCCUGGCCACUAAAUCCCACGACAAUGCCUUCCUGCUGUACAAAGUAGCAAGAGGCAACUAUGAGCUAUAUGUCGGAAACGAUAAGGUUGCAUUCCAGAAUCUGCCGGAUGAGAUGAAUCGGUGGAACUCAGUCUGUGGACUCUGGGAUUCCAACACGGGUCUGGGCCAGUUCUGGGUGAAUGGGCGGAGGGGGUCCCCAAAGCUCCUCUUCAAAGGUGGCAAUCUGCAGGGACCUUUCAGCAUCAUUCUCGGCCAGGACCAGGACUCAUAUGGUGGCGAUUUCUCUACCAGUGAAGCGCUUUAUGGGCAGCUCACUGACGUGCACAUGUGGGACCACAUCCUGCCUACAUGUGAAAUCCAGAGAUUCAUGCAAGGCAAAGCUUUCAAGUCAGGGAAUAUUGUUGACUGGGGUAAAAUGGACUUCAUUUUGGGGGGUAAAGUGGUCCUGCAAAAGAAUCAGGAAGAAUGCAAUGCUUCUUAAAAACACUGGAUAAAAUUUGCAAUAUGAAAGCAGAGAAGUGGCUUGCUUCCAUAGGCCUUGCUUAUAAUAAAAAAAUAAAAUUUCUUUAAAAAAAUUUGGAGUUUGACAGCUCCACUGCUUUCUAUAAAUGAUUGUUUCUCCAACGGGUGUGCAUGUCCCUUUAAAAUUGUAAUUUACUUAUCACUUUUCUUCUCAAGUCUGUUCAAUUAAAUUUCCUU